Messenger RNA from Aegilops tauschii subsp. strangulata, 1018 nucleotides. RefSeq lists its product as uncharacterized. Lineage: Eukaryota; Viridiplantae; Streptophyta; Magnoliopsida; Poales; Poaceae. The record is from RefSeq and is a predicted model, not a curated record.
AUGAUGAUGAGAUGAUUGCUGAUAGAUCUGUCACUUGUCACCACUAGCCUAGCUGCGCAAAGGUCUCGUCUUUCACCUUCCGUGCCGGUGCUUGCUCGCCGCGUGACGCGGCACCGACGCGAGGACCGAUCGCAACGUCUCGACCUGACCCGAGCUUAAUUGGAAACCCGCAUCACCCCAAACCCGUCGCUAAUGGCGAUCGUCACCGCCGUAAUCCGGUCGCGGUGGUUUCACCGUAGCCAUGGACGGGAGUACGUCACGUCCCUAUCUCCACCGCUACUUAACCAAUCGGUCAUGCCGGGGUAGGGACGCCCGCCUCCAGCCGCAGCACACUCAUCGCUACAGCGGUGCGGCCUCGCCCCACCCACCCACCUCCACCACCGCCGAAAAAGAAGAUCCAGAGGAAGCGGCGGCCGGCAGCGAUCGACUGAGGAUGCCGUCUCCGGGGCCGGCGGCCCUGCUCGUCGCGGCCGUGUUCCUGUGGUGGUCGGCGGCCGGCGCGCUGGCGGACGGCGGCAACGGCACGGUGUGCCUGUGCACGGGCCCGCAGUGCGUGCCGCCGUGCCCCGUCCCUGGGACGACGCCGCCGACGACGUCGCCCACGCAGUUCCCCUUCUGCCCGCAGCGGCCGGCGGCGGUGGGGCCCUUCCCGUGGGAGCAGCAGCCGCCGGCGGCGCCGAGGUCGGGGUCGGGGUUCCCUCAGGACGCGGGGUUCCUCGCGGCGGCGGCCGCGUGCCCCGGUAGCACGGCGACGCGGCUGGCGGUGGCCGCCGCGUGCUCUGCUCUCUUGCUCCUCCUGCACUAGUGACCCUCUGUCUCUGGCUCGCUCGUCCACUCCUGUAGAUUGAUGGAUGGAUGUAGGUGCGAGCUCAUCAGGGAUGUGUGUGCUGAUGUCCAAAUCUAUAUGAUAUACUCUACUUAUGUAUGUAAUUCUAGGUCUUGGUUUCAUUUCAAUUCAGUAGGCUAAUAUGAAGGAACAAUCUAAGAAGGAUUGGUUGGGUUCCUCCUUUCUGCAUCA